UACAACCUUUUCCUUUCGUCUGCUAUCAUAAAUCAAAAUUGCGCUGCGCUUGCCCCUGUUGGCUCGAAACUUCGUCUUCUCGACUUCCCAAGGAGAUUUAAAAGCGAAGAAAAAACAUGCGCCAAUCUUUGCGGUGGCAUUCGCCCAAAGAACUUAGGCUGCUACGUGAUGACAUCGUAUGAUGAGUUGUACACUUGGGCGCCUUUGAGCCUUCGUAGGGAGACAUCAGGCUUCACAUCCGACCAGCUGAUAGAUCAGUAUCGUCGAGGUCAGAGAAUCUGUCAAAGUAAUGAAAAUGAUGAUGUGGUCGCCCGAUGCGCUUUGGAUGAGCCAGUGUGUGCAGACGUAAGUGCUGAUCCUACCUCGGGGCAUUUUUGCUUCUUUUAUUCUACUCUCUUCUCGAAGGUUGGGCUAAGACUGCCCUUAAGUUCCUUUGAGAAGACAUUGUUGACCGAGCUGAAUGUGGCCCAAGCUCAGCUUCAUCCCAACCGCUGGGCUUUUGUCUGAGCUUUUCAUAUUUUGUGUACUCACUUCGGUCUUGUUCCGAGCACGAAUGUAUUUCUGUAUUUCUUCGAGAUGAAGAAAUCAACAAAAUAGAUAUGGUCAUCCUUGAGUGGUGUCGGUGGGCGCGGGCUUCUAACUUUGUUUCAAUUGUCUUACAAGAAGUUCAAAGGCUCUUUUCUGAAAGUCUUAGCUCCUUCCCAAAAAUCGGAUCUCCUGGAGGGCUUCCCUUUAUACUGGACUCAGAAUCCUAAUUUUGUUGGACCGAGGCAGCUAGAGGAUCUCGAGCCCCAAGAGCGGGAACAUUGUUUCCUAUUGGAACGGCUCAAAAUGCUUUUUGAGACAAAACAAGUGUUGAGCUUCGAAUUUCAGCCUGAUGAUCUCAAAUUGUAUAUCGAGACGAUGAUGCGUAUGUCGAAACAAGACCUUGCCAGGCGUCUGAAGAGUAUCUGAGCUCCUACACCCCCAUCCGUCGUGACAGAGGUCCCUGUCAGGGUUGUGGAGACCAACAUGAUCCCUUCCGAUGAGGAGGAGACGUUAUCCGAGUCUGGUCUGAAACGGCGACGGAGAGGAACCGCCCUCCGAACUAAAACCGAACUUGUGGCAACAUCGUCUCAUACCCGCCCGGACCAUUCCUUCUCAUCUAUAGGGGUGAUGCCUUUAGAGGGCUCGAGCAACGCUAGCCAAAGCUUCUGGGACUUGUCAUUCCGUCAUGCAGCACACAACAUGGCUCACAAUGUAUUUGAAGGUGACCUUCAAUGUCUGAUGAACCAGGAUGUGUCGUCCGUUCGCGAAGAUAUAUGCGCUUUUCUACACAAGGUCAAGGUGUCUUUAAUUUCGUUGUGUGAGAGGUUGAAUCGCCUGAGCCUGAUCGAGGGAAAGAAAGACAAAGAGCUUACCGCAUUGAAGCUAGAAGUAUCUCGGCUGACCACCGAGCUAACGGAAAUGGACAAGCUGAGAAAGAAUCUUAGAGAGCGGGAAAUCAGAUCGACAGAUCUUCAAGCCGCCCUUAGGGAGGCUACCCAGAAGGUGGUUGACUUGGAGGAAGACGUUCGUCGAUUCAAAACUGAGGAUGAGGAUAAAGGAAAAGUGUGGAAAGAGCAAGAGGAAAAAAUGGCUAAUGAAGCUGCUAAUACUUACGGGAUAGGGUUCGAGGCGGCCUUGGAAUAGGUCUGCCUCCUAUGCCCCUCAGCCGAUCUCUCUGGUGUUGAUGCUUUGAAGGUCGUCAUUGACGGCCAUAUGGUCGACGGGUAGUACACACCUACGAACUUUUGUUUUUAUUUUAAGCGAAAAAUUUGUAAGUCUUAACUUAGUACGAAGUUAGGGAUAUACUUGUACUACUUGACAUUCCGCCUCUUGGUUUUAUCAUAUGUUUCUUUGUUUGAACGCUUUAAGUAUGAACCGCAGCUUUUGAUGCAAAUAGACCGAUGU
Messenger RNA from Vigna unguiculata (cowpea), 1932 nucleotides. RefSeq lists its product as uncharacterized. The record is from RefSeq and is a predicted model, not a curated record. NCBI's taxonomy places the organism in Eukaryota, Viridiplantae, Streptophyta, Magnoliopsida, Fabales, Fabaceae.